AUGGCAGAACCGAUAGAAGGUAUUCAUUUUCCUAACUGGAACCCUCCCGUCGACACUAUUCAAACCUACUAUGGCGAUGGAACUACUUCAACAACUCGUCACUCCCUCCAUCUGUGUACUUCUGACAAUCUAACAUUAGCUACAAGAAAGCUGGCUGAUUACAUAUCAGAAAUAUUCAAUGAAAACGUAAACGGCUUUUCACUUGAAUGGAAUGGAUACAAUGGCAAAGAAAAUCACAUGAUAAUGGAUGCGUUCUGUAAUCCAGUCCGAGAUUUUCUAUUAACCGGAGACACUUCGAACGACUCUUCCAAAAAUGAUGUGCUGACCUCUAUUAUGAAAAAUCAGAACGCCAAAGAAACAAUGAGUCUGUGGAUUAAUCCAAGUUCAGAUUUCAGUUUUGACUUUGGACAAUUCAAGAACUCCUUAGAAACCUUGGAUAUUGCAUACUCACAUUGGAUAACACUUCAAAACAUUUCGGAUGCCAGAUGCCAGAAUUUGUACCUUCAUGAGUCAAAUUUUCUGCAGGCAGAUUUCAAAUUAUUGAUUGAUAAAUGGAGAGAUGGAUGGACUCCAAAUUGGAAGACUUUGAGCAUUGAAUUCAAUGAAGAUAUCGAUGUAGAUACAUGUGUUGAGGGAGAAUUUAUUGACCUGGAACCAGAGAACUAUAAGAGUAAAAAAGUAGUCUGUGGAAAUCUCCCAAUUCAACUCAAUCGAUUCGAAGGAUAUUUUGAAGACGAAUGGGGAACAACCUUCAUGCAUGGAUAUCACAUUUUACGAUCAGAUGGAAUGAUUGCAUCUAUUGAAAUAUUAGACGACGAAUACAGAGUUGGAAGUUUCAUAUCAAAUAAUGAAGAUUUGGGUCUUUAA
Messenger RNA from Caenorhabditis remanei, 867 nucleotides. RefSeq lists its product as uncharacterized. Gene Ontology annotation, biological process: embryo development. The transcript has 3 exons. The record is from RefSeq and is a predicted model, not a curated record. Bases 1 to 867 code for a protein of 288 amino acids. NCBI's taxonomy places the organism in Eukaryota, Metazoa, Nematoda, Chromadorea, Rhabditida, Rhabditidae.